Messenger RNA from Rana temporaria (common frog), 1196 nucleotides. RefSeq names its product olfactory receptor 1468-like. The record is from RefSeq and is a predicted model, not a curated record. Gene Ontology annotation, biological process: G protein-coupled receptor signaling pathway. The transcript is spliced from 2 exons. Bases 1 to 1149 code for a protein of 382 amino acids. Gene Ontology annotation, cellular component: membrane. Gene Ontology annotation, molecular function: G protein-coupled receptor activity; olfactory receptor activity. NCBI's taxonomy places the organism in Eukaryota, Metazoa, Chordata, Amphibia, Anura, Ranidae.
AUGCAAUUCAAUAAAGGCAGAAUCAAAGGACCCUGCUCAUUAGAACUUACAAUCUACGAUGGAGGGUCAAGUGAUACAAAAGAAAACACAACACCAAACACUGCCAGCAGUGCCAGCACACUUCUCAGUAGCAGAAACCAAUCUAAGGUAUCAUUAGUUCUAAUUUCUAAUACUAAUUUGUGUUUGUUUGUUUUUUGUUACACAAAGGCAUCACAUAAGAACAAUACCACAGUUAUUUUCCUUCUGGGGUUCCAUGACAUGGGCAGAUUUAAUGUAUUGCUCUUCAUCUUGCUGCUUAUCGUUUACUGUGUGACAAUAUGUGGCAACUCCUUGAUCAUCACACUGGUGUCCAUCAGCAAGAACCUUCACUCUCCCAUGUACUUCUUCCUCACCCAACUAUCCAUAGCUGACAUCUUGUUGACUACAGAUAUUUCCCCUUUCAUGCUAAAUAUUGUACUACAUGAAGGGACCUCCAUAUCUUUUCCUGGAUGUAUUACUCAGCUUUAUUUUUUCAUUUUAGCUGAGGGUUUCGAAUGUCUUCUUCUGACGAUGAUGUCCUACGACCGCUACCUGGCUAUUUGUUCUCCAUUGUAUUAUUCCUCCAUUAUGAACCACAUGCUUUGCAUUAAAUUAAUUGUUGCCUCUUGGUUCUUAGGCUCUUUGGUUGCACUGAUUCUGGUACAUGGAAUAGCUCAACUAUAUUUCUGCAGGUCAAAUACGAUUGACCAUUUCUUCUGUGAUUUUUACCCUGUGAUGGACAUUUCUUGCUCAGAUAUGUCUUUGCCUCAAAUAGAAGCCCCCUUAUUGUGCUUUCUCGUGAUUGUCCUGCCAUUCUUUGUGAUAGUAAUUUCAUAUGUGUGUAUUGUUUUAACCAUAAUAAAAAUAUCUUCCAGCUCUGGAAAACUAAAAUCCUUCUCAACGUGUAGCUCCCACCUGACAGUGGUGUCCAUAUUUUAUGGGACUCUAAUUGCCACAUACAUAAUUCCAAAUGAAGGACAGACAAAGAUUCUCAGUAAAACGUUGGCAUUUCUAUACACUGUGUUCACCCCACUACUAAAUCCUUUUAUAUACAGUUUGAGGAAUGAAGACAUUAAAGAAGCUUUAAGAAGAAUCAUAUAUAAGCAAAAUGCUUCCUAUUCAAAGACUUGAAUGAAACAUACGAAACAACUUGAUGUAUAAACUUUUUCUAAUAAUCC